This is a messenger RNA of Trichoderma breve, 948 nucleotides long. Its product is annotated as protein kinase domain-containing protein. Bases 1 to 948 code for a protein of 315 amino acids. Gene Ontology annotation, molecular function: ATP binding; cyclin binding; cyclin-dependent protein serine/threonine kinase activity. NCBI's taxonomy places the organism in Eukaryota, Fungi, Ascomycota, Sordariomycetes, Hypocreales, Hypocreaceae. The transcript has 4 exons. Gene Ontology annotation, cellular component: cyclin-dependent protein kinase holoenzyme complex; cytoplasm; nucleus. The record is from RefSeq and is a predicted model, not a curated record. Gene Ontology annotation, biological process: signal transduction; G1/S transition of mitotic cell cycle; regulation of gene expression.
AUGGAGAAUUAUCAGAAGCUGGAGAAGGUCGGAGAGGGCACCUACGGUGUGGUCUACAAGGCGCGAGACCUUGCCAAUGGCGGACGCAUUGUUGCCCUGAAGAAGAUCCGACUCGAGGCCGAAGACGAGGGUGUUCCGAGCACCGCCAUCCGCGAAAUUUCCCUCCUCAAGGAGAUGCGAGACCCCCACAUCCUUCGACUACUCAACAUUGUCCAUUCCGACGGCCACAAGCUGUAUCUGGUCUUCGAGUUCCUCGAUCUAGAUCUGAAGAGAUAUAUGGAGGCUCUCCCUCAACUUGGACUUGGCGAUGCCGUCAUCCGCAAGUUCAUGAUGCACCUGUGCAACGGCAUCAGGUACUGCCACUCUCACCGUGUCCUGCACCGAGAUCUCAAGCCCCAGAACCUGCUUAUCGACCGGGAUGGAAACUUGAAGCUUGCAGAUUUCGGUCUGGCGCGGGCGUUUGGUGUGCCGCUGCGAACCUACACGCACGAGGUUGUUACUCUCUGGUAUCGAGCCCCCGAGAUUCUCCUGGGUGGAAGGCAGUACUCUACUGGCGUGGACAUGUGGUCAAUUGGAUGCAUCUUUGCUGAGAUGUGUACUCGCAAGCCUCUUUUCCCAGGUGACUCGGAAAUUGACGAAAUCUUCCGCAUUUUCCGUGCCCUCGGAACCCCUACCGAAGACUUAUGGCCCGGCGUCACAUCCUACCCCGAUUUCAAGGCUUCUUUCCCCAAGUGGCAGAGAGACUACUCACAGGCACUGUGCCCGAACCUCGACGAUAAGGGCUUGGAUCUGCUUGAGAUGAUGCUUGUCUACGACCCUGCAGGACGGAUUUCUGCUAAGCAAGCUUGCAAUCAUCCCUACUUUGAAGACUACGUGUCGACUCCCGGGCCAACGACGACGGCGCCAGCAAACCCGACAGCAGCUCGCGGUGCCAGCUACUUCCACUAG